Messenger RNA from Oncorhynchus tshawytscha (Chinook salmon), 1405 nucleotides. RefSeq names its product E3 ubiquitin-protein ligase NEURL3-like. Lineage: Eukaryota; Metazoa; Chordata; Actinopteri; Salmoniformes; Salmonidae. Bases 106 to 954 code for a protein of 282 amino acids. The record is from RefSeq and is a predicted model, not a curated record. The transcript has 4 exons. Gene Ontology annotation, molecular function: ubiquitin protein ligase activity.
CACACUAACACAAGCCAACGUCACUGCUGCCCUGCUACUGUAUCAGUCCAGUCUGUAGACUCCAUAGAUAAAAACCACACUUCAAGACAGGCAAACCUGAAGAGAAUGGGGAACAGUAAGAGCAUUGAAUUUUGUCCAAAACAUGGGCAUCACUGUCUGGGGCCCCUGUUCUUCCAUAAAGGGGUAUUGGGGACCCAGGUGUGUCUGAGUCUGGGAGGUAGGCGUGUGGAGAGGAACAGGGAGACCUUCCAGAAUGGUCUGACCUUCAGCUGUCGUCCAGUCAGGGUCCAGGAGAAGAUACAUCUGCGGGUGGAGCUUUGUGACCAGCACUGGAAUGGAGCUUUGCGGGUGGGAUUCACCUCCACACCCCCCUCCUCCUGUGGGCCACUCUUCCCCCCUGCCAUGGCCAUCCCUGACCUCACCACCACCGACCGGUACUGGGCAUCCCCCGUGCCCUCCAGCCUCAACAUGCCAGGGGCAGAGCUCCGCUUCUGGGUAACCCCUAAAGGGGUGCUGGUGUACGAGGGGCCAAAUCGUGUGAGGUACCUGCUCCUGAAGGGGGUGGAUGUGAGAAGCCCCCUCUGGGCUAUUAUAGAUGUCUACGGGCAGACCAGAGCUGUGCUCUUAUUGGGAUCAAAACAAAAAGGAUGCAAUACACGGUCCUGCCCUGUCCCUCCUCCUCCCCCUGUGUCUUAUGAGGACAGCUGCAUGUGUGUGAACAAGGGUCAUCCCAGUUGCACCCCUCGGGGCAUCCACCUCCCCACUGACCCUAUCACUACCACACAGAUGGACUCCUCUGCAGAGCGGGACUUGGUUGAAGAUUGCGCUGUGUGUCUAUCCUUGAGAGCUUCUGUUGUCCUAUCCUGUGGGCACCGCUGCCUGUGCCAACGCUGCGCAGUGCGCGUCACCGCCGAGUUCGGAAUCUGCCCGCUGUGUCGCCAGUCAAUCAGAUAGCGAGGACAGGUGGAAAGAAAGUUGACUGACAAAAAUUGAAAGCACAUUUUCUAUACCAGGUCAAAUCGCACAUCAUUAGUUCAUUGUUAAGGAUGUGCCAAAUAAAUGUCACUAGAAAACACCUUAGACAAAUGCAGUUACUUUGUUGUUACUCUGGCUGCACUGUUUGACGUGACCUUAAGUUAGCCAUAGUUGGCUAGCUAGCAAGCAAGGGAUAAGAACGUUGCCAGCCAGUAUGGCAGUAGAACAUUUAGAUAGAACGACUGGGUCGCGUCCAUAGAUACUGAACAAAAAUACUUAAUGACUGGGUCACGUCUCUGGCAACGAACCGAUAGAAAGAAUGACCUGCCGCCUUGGGUAGCAACCCUAGGUUUGUGUCGGGACUAUAUGUUUCGGGGCAAUAUGUUGUGGAAGGAUGAAAUAGUAUGAAUAAAUUCAUAAAAAUAACAUU